Acanthoscelides obtectus is the source of this 3824-nucleotide messenger RNA. The record is from the annotation of a GenBank genome assembly. NCBI's taxonomy places the organism in Eukaryota, Metazoa, Arthropoda, Insecta, Coleoptera, Chrysomelidae.
AAAAGAAGAAAAAAGGAGAAGAGCAAAGAAAAACAAAAGUGUUUAGUUUAAGAGGAAACACCUAGGCUUUUUGACUUGGUGCACGAAUUAAUUUUGAGGUGAACUAAACAAAGUUCAAGCCAUGCCAUGAAGAUAUACUCCUGAGGUUUCUACAACAUAUAUAAGCUUGUUGGUGGCACAAUUAUUCGUUUGGAUUCUGCAUUCCCUAUACUGGCAUCUGGAAUGAGGUCAAAUUUGGAGAACAUUGAGGCGAUUGCAAUUGCUAUGGCAGUGUUGGAUAACAUUGCUAAACUCCUGAAUGAGGUAGACUAAUAAUAAUGAGGAAGAGGCAGCAAUAAACUCAAUUGGCAAUGUAAAUACUCAGUCUUAUAUGAACAAUUACAAUAUGCAUAAUAUUAUAAGAAAUCAAUUAAUACAUUAUUUUGAUGAGAUUUAAACUGAAGAAAUUUAUAAACAUAUUAACAGGGAAUUCGCUCAUACAUGCUUAAAAUUACUGUUUAGUAUGUUUUCGUUACUCUUGACUUGCAAAAGAUGAAUUAUUUAAAGUUAGGCAUUAUUUAAACUUUCAAAAUUUAAAUUGAACGCUGCUAGUAGUUAGUGCAGUUAAAGUUCAAAUAUUUUAUUAUUUGUAAUUUUAUAACCAACCUACUGAGCGGGGCCGUGGCAAAUGCUUGUUCCGGAAGUUGUUGAUUCCAGUAUACAAUUUCUUCCCGUUAAAGUGAUUGUACACGCUUUAAUAAAUACCUCAGUACCGAUUGCCGGGUGGCGGUACAAGUCCAGUCGACCGAGGCGGUACCACCCGCUAGCUUUUCCCAGGGUGCCUUAUAAAUGUCCGCAUGUUUCCACACCUAAGCUAUGCAGUCGGUUAUCUUCCAAAACAAAGAAAUUAAUGAUGAAGCAUCCCUCGAGCACUAAGAAUUCCGGACGUAAACUCACUCCACACUCGGAAUGUCCGUGUGGAGGGUGGGCUCGAGGGAACAACAUCGAAUAUAAAAUUUGUUUUACGAACAUCUGCGGGAUUAACAGCAGCAUUGAUGCUAUUCAUCACUACUUGCAAUCCAAUCGUCCCGCCAUAUAAAAGUUAGGCACAGUGUAAUGUCGCUGCGCAAUAGCUGUCGGUCUUUCUGGACGUUGGCUAAGCAGAUUGAAAAGAACUUCUCACACCACUUACGUGUCAGGAUGGAACGACUGUAUCUGACUCAAAGUGUUUGCCAAGAUCUUUGCUGCCCCCCAACACCCAAGUGUCAUCAAUAUCAAUUCAAAGGGUUCCCUACACUAUGCGGGAGGUACCAUUCAGGCAUAAGACCGUAAGAUGAGUGCUCUUGUUGCUCGACAUCAACAAAGCUUCUAGUCCGGACUUGAUUCCUGCCAUUGUACUGAAGAGGUGUGCAGCGGAUCUUGCUCCAGUUCUUUCGCGUCUCUUCCAGAUAUCUUAUGAAUCCGGCACCUUCCCAGAAAACUGGAAAUUUGCUCAUGACCAACCCAUCCCAAAAAAAAAAAAAAAUCUAAGACCGACCGUUACAACUACAGGCCCAUAGCUCUGCUUUCUGUCAUAAGUAGGGUGAUGGAGAGGUGCAUAAAUCGCGAGCUUCUGGACUAUCUCGAACGUCACAGCUUGAUUUGCGACAGGUAGUAUGGUUUCCGGCACCAACAAUCCACAGGGGACCUCCUAGCGUACGUCACGUAAUUGUGGAGUAAACUCAUCCAGUCUUACGCUCCUUUCACACGUAACGAUUUUGGUCGUAUGGAAAAAAGACAUACGACUUUUUAUCGUAGCUGACUUGCUUUCACACACAAAGAUAUAUUAUCAUUGUUUUAGUCUAGUGUACAUCUUGAGCAUAGGGCGUCGCAAUGAAUCGGGCAAAAAUUGUUGCGUGUUGGUUAAUUUAUCGUCGUAGAAAAAGGCAGAAACGUAAUCGCCUACAUUGGGUCCAUCCGAUCAAUGAAAGGAGAGAAGAAACAGGUUUAUUUCACACACUUUUUGAAGAUCUAAGAAAUGACGAAAAGAAAUUUUUCAAUUAUUUCCGCAUGUCAAUGGCUUCCUUCGAUGAAUUACAUGACAAACUGAAGAAUGUUCUUCGACGUCAAAAUACAAAAAUGAGAAAUUGCAUUCAACCCAUUGAAAUGUUGGCUGUGACUUUGAGAUAUCUGGCAAGUGGCUGUACGUUUACUGACCUACACUACACUUAUCGAAUUGGAAUUUCUACUGCAAGUAAGAUAGUAAAAGAGGUUUGCAAAGCAAUCUGGGCGGUUCUUCAGGUGGAGUCUAUACCUUCACCAACAAGGGAAAUUUGGGAAUCUAUUGCUUCCGAUUUUGAAACCAAAUUUCCCUCAUUGCAUAGGGGCAGUAGAUGGCAAACAUGUACGUCUUACUUGCCCAUUUCGCAGUGGGUCGAUAUAUUUUAACUAUAAAGACUACUAUUCUGUAGUUUUAAUGGCAGUUGCGGAUUCGAAAUACCGAUUUGUAUUUGUAAACGUUGGAAGCUAUGGUAAAGACUGUGACUCGUCAAUAUUCAAAAGAUCCAGUCUAUGGCAAUCCAUAGAAUCCAACACACAACCACUACCGGAAGACAAGUGUCUACCAGGAACGAAGAGUCCCAAACUUCCAUACUUCUUCGUAGGGGAUGAGGCAUUUGGACUACAUCGCCAUUUAUUACGACCUUUUGGGGGAACACAUUUAACACCUGAGAAAAGAAUUUUUAAUUAUCGCUUGUGCCGAGCUCGACGGUACGUCGAAUGCGCUUUCGGUAUCCUCAGCAUUAAAUGGCGAAUCUUUCACAGACCUCUUAAUGUAGAGCCAGAUUUUGCAGUGGAUAUUAUCAAAGCUUGCACUGUGUUACAUAAAUUUUGUACGCGAAAGAGAUGGUUUUUUGGUGGAGGUUAUUACUACAAUAACAGGUUUGGAAGAUCUACCACGAGAACAUGCAAUACGAGGGGGUAUAUCCGCAAAUGAUGUAAGGAACAUAUUGUGUACAUAUUUUGUAUCAAAUAUUGGAAGCGUACCGUGGCAAAUGUCAAAAAUAUAAGUACAUAAUGACUCUUCUUCUGAUAGCAGUUCGUGAAAUUAUUCCCAAGAAAAACAAUAAUAAAUAAAUACAUAACUAAUCAAUAUAUAGUACGAGUACGUUUAGUUAUUUUUGUUACCCAAGUUGAGAUCCCUAAUCAGCGUCGAUUAUUUCAUAAUUUAAUUCAUAAUCACAAAUAAAAUUAAAUCGCUACGCUUACCAAAUGCAUUUUUUUCUGUAUUUCCAAGCUCAUCAAAAUCUGAUUUUAUUUCCAGGAGAAUCUCACGCCAGGCAUUCCUUGUUGCAUUCCUGUCUUUAUAAAUAUCGAGGGUUUUAUCCCAUAGCACAGGUCUAGCUUCGACCAGUCAAAUCAGAAAUUCACCGUCAAUAUUUUCAGCCAUUUCGCUAAUAAACUAAUUGCGUGCCACUGAAUCCACCCUAUACGACAGGUAUAAACGACUACAAUUCGUUAUGUGUGAAAGCAUUCAUUUGAUGCCGUUUACCACUGUUAUCACGACACGACACGACCGUCGUCUAUUGCAGUGGCAUUGCACGGCAGCUGGACGACAACGACAUGACAAUAUGUCGUUGUCGUGCUGUAUGAAAGAUCUCGUAUAUUUUUUUAAUGCACUAAAGGAAUGUGGUCGUACGUCUUUUUUCCGUACGACCAAAAUCGUUACGUGUGAAAAGGAGCGUUAUGGUGAGGCUCAUGUCGUUGCUCUUGACAUCACGAAAGCAUUCGAUCAGCUGUGGCACGUUGCCCUCCAGAAAAGCUUUGCAGAUGGGUGGCUGACUUUAUCUCUGGCCGCAAGAUAUCCG